This is a messenger RNA of Aphanomyces invadans, 609 nucleotides long. RefSeq lists its product as hypothetical. NCBI's taxonomy places the organism in Eukaryota, Oomycota, Saprolegniomycetes, Saprolegniales, Verrucalvaceae. Bases 1 to 609 code for a protein of 202 amino acids. The record is from RefSeq and is a predicted model, not a curated record. The transcript has a single exon.
AUGUGGUAUGGGUGGCUCAAGCGCAUGCGGACCCAACUCAAGAAGUGCCACCGGCUACAGACGUUGGCCGAGCAGUCCAAGCUGCAUCACCUGCGCCUGCGCCUCACCGCGGCCAAGCGUGCCCUGCAGUGGCACGCCGACCACGCCACUGCGGCCGCCGAGGUGGAGACUGCCCAGCUCGCCUUCGACUCGGCCAAGGCCGAGCACCGCCAGUUUGCGAGGGACCGGCAGUUCGACUUCCACGCCAACUCGAAUGAACGGGGCACCUCCCACUUCUUUCGGCGACCUCUGGGAACCAAGGUGCCCAUCAACUGCGUCACCGUGGACGGCACCACGGUGUACGACGAAGCUACGGUGCAGGCGACGUUCACGGCCCACUGGCGUGACAUCAUGGUGGCCCCCCGCGACGCCCACCCCCCCGGGACACGAUGCGACGUCAACGAGGGAAAAACAAGAGUGAAUUGGAGGUCGUUAUCGAUCAAUGGAUAUCAAGAUCGUUCUAGAUUUCUUCUGUCGUACUCCAAGUCGCAAUGCCAGUACAGUGUACCUGUGACUUUGUGCACUCUGUCAAUGAGUUUUAUCACUUUCCCUCAAGCAGAGACUGCUUAA